UCCCGACUCCUCUGCCACCGCUGGGCGCUGGCGCCGCCCAGUCAUCGCUCGCGCCGCCGCGAUUCGCCGAACUCGCCAGCAUCGUCCGCGCCGCCCGCCAGCGCCGCACCUCCGUCCACGCCGGCCGUCCGCCCGCGUGCCCUCCGUCUGCGCCGCCCGUCCGCGUCCUCCAAUCGUCGGCGGCACCUCCGUUCGCGCCGCCAGCGCCGUACCUCCGUCCACGCCGUCCGCCCGUGCCGCCCCUCCGUCUGCGCCACCCGUCCGCGUCCUCCAAUCGUCGGCGGCACCUCCGUCCGCGCCGGCUGCGCCGUACCUCUGUCCACGCCGUCGGCCCGUGCCGCCCCUCCGUCCGCGUCCUCCAAUCGUCGGCGACACCUCCAUCCGCGCCGCCUGCGCCUCUGACUUCCUCCAUCGCAGGCCACCAUCCCUGCAUCGGCCACUUGCGAGCAGCGGCUGUUCCCAUCUCUACGGGUGCCUCGCCAACCACGUGGGUGCUCAGAGAUGGGUCGCGGGCUUCUUCUCCCCCACACGAGGAGGCUUAUGUUGUUCAUGCGGCCGAUGCGCUACUCCGCCUCUGCCACCGUGACCGCUGGUUCUUCGCGCGACCCGCUCCACGUGUGUGUCGUCGGCAGUGGCCCCGCCGGGUUCUACACGGCCGAAAAGAUGCUAAAGGGUCAUGAAGGAGUGCAAGUCGAUAUUAUUGACAGGUUGCCGACACCGUUUGGCUUACUUCGUUCUGGAGUGGCUCCAGAUCAUCCAGAAACAAAGAUUGUGGUAAACCAAUUUUCUCGUGUAGCUGCGAAUCCCCGCUGCUCUUUUUUUGGGAAUGUAACACUUGGAAGUGAUGUAUCUCUAUCAGAGCUUCGAAAGACAUACGAUGUUGUUGUUCUUGCUUAUGGUGCAGAAAGUGAUAGAUCAUUUGGUAUUCCUGGGGAGGACCUCAGAGGAAUACAUUCUGCUCGAGAGUUUGUAUGGUGGUAUAAUGGGCACCCAGACAUGUGCAACUUGCCACCUGACUUGACAAACACAGAUUCUGCUGUGGUCCUUGGACAGGGAAAUGUUGCGCUUGAUGUCGCCCGUAUUCUUCUUCGCUGUACAACCGAGUUGGCUUCCACAGAUAUUGCUGGUUAUGCUUUGGAUGCUCUCCAUAGCAGCACAAUAAGGAAGGUUUACUUGGUUGGGCGACGAGGCCCAGUACAGGCAGCUUGCACAGCAAAGGAAUUACGUGAAAUUUUGGGUAAUUACAAAAUGUGUUUGAAAAAUGUGAAUAUUUGCAUCAAGGAGGCUGAUCUUGCGACAUCGCCUGCGGAUAAGGAGGAGAUGAGGAAUAGUAGAAUAAAAAGACGGGUGUAUGAGCUGCUAUCGAAAGCUGCUACCGUGCAUCAGGAAAACAACGAUAAUGACCAAAAGGAGCUUCAUUUUGUGUUUUUUAGGAAACCUACCAAAUUUCUCCCUUCAGAAGAUGGUUCCACGGUUGGUGCUGUGGAACUUGAAAAGACUCUCUUAAAAGAUGAUGGAGCAACUGGAAAGCAGGUGGCAGUUGGAACUGGUGAGUUUGAAGAACUAAAAUGUGGAAUUGUUUUGAAGAGUAUAGGUUACAAAUCCUUGCCAAUAGAAGGUUUGUCCUUCGACAAAUACAGAGGAGUUGUCCCAAAUUUGAGGGGCAGAGUUCUGUGCAGUGAAUCAGAGACUGCCACGGUGGAGCCAGGACUGUACGUGGUAGGAUGGUUGAAGAGAGGACCAACUGGGAUUGUUGCUACAAAUCUCCAUUGUGCCGAAGAAACGGUGGAUAGCAUCCUUGAAGACGACAGGAAGGGCGUAUUCACGGACCCAUCUGGUCCAAAAAGGCAAGGCCGGCGGGGACUAGUUGAGAUUCUAGAACAGAAGAAUGCCCGCUACGUGCCCUUUGAUGGCUGGGAGAAGAUCGACUCCAAAGAGAAGACGGCCGGCGAGCUGAAGAACAAGCCUAGGGAGAAGAUCACAAGAUGGAAUGAGCUCCUGGAAGCUGCAAGGGAGGGUUAGUUGAAGGGCCACACAUAUGCAUCUGACGGAGCUGCUGGUUCAUGCGUAAACUGAAUCAAAGAAACAAACUACGAGGGACAAUCUGAAUACUGACACAACAGAAAGAAAGUCAAGUGCUAAUGUGUCUUAGCAAUGAAUCAUGCGUACCAAUACUGGUUAAAAUCCCAAAAGGCUCGACCAUUGAAGCCACAUGAAACUACUGUAUUCGUGAGAUGCCACCUCGUCUAAAUCAUGAGCAUUCUUUUGAUGAUGAACA
Messenger RNA from Triticum dicoccoides, 2278 nucleotides. RefSeq names its product NADPH:adrenodoxin oxidoreductase, mitochondrial-like. NCBI's taxonomy places the organism in Eukaryota, Viridiplantae, Streptophyta, Magnoliopsida, Poales, Poaceae. The transcript is spliced from 14 exons. Bases 502 to 2022 code for a protein of 506 amino acids. The record is from RefSeq and is a predicted model, not a curated record. Gene Ontology annotation, molecular function: oxidoreductase activity.